AGGCAUGAGCGAAAAGCGCUGUGUGUUUUCUUAGAAGUGUCGAGCCGAUCACCUCUGGAAAGGGAGACACUGGCACUGCUGUGAUAGAAUGGAAUAGGGGAAUCAAUAGUACUGCUGUAAUGCAGUCCACGAGAUUCGCAUUCUCCACUGGCAGCCUUGUUUUCGCAAUAGAUACAGAAGCACUUCCAAUAAGAAUAAGGGAUUGAGCUAGCAUCUGAGGAAAAACAAACAUCAACUAUGGCGGACUCUGUAGCAGCUUUCGGAGGUGGAGGUGGAGCGACUUCUACGGGAAAUCUAACGAUGGGUGGUAGCUCCUCGAGUCAUUCUUUCGGUAGCAUGCGACCUCCGUCGCUUCCUCCGAUGCACCGGCCUACGUCAGCGGCUCUAUCAAUAGACAGGCGACCCAGCGGUUCGUCAUCAUCCGGUGGUGGUGCUCUGCCAAGCGGGAACGAGGGAAACACGCCGUUACACCAGACGCUUCAACAUGUCAUACCAGGCCAAAUUGGGGGAGCUUCAAGUAGUUCGUCUUCUAUCGCACCGCGAACAAGCACAGGUAGUAGUCCAGCAGCGGCUCCGGCUGAUCGGUGGCGAGAAUCGAAAAUCGCAGCGAAGUUUCGGACCGUGCUGGAGAAGUACUCGAACUCUUUACUCACCGCACAAGGCACCGAUCCGAAGCUGCAAAAAGUGUGCCAGUUUGCGUCGGAAAUUGUCAAGAACGCCGAGAAACAGUGGAAUGCCAUCAACAAGGACAGCAUUGUACGAGGAUUGGAUUUGUGCAUGUUGAAUUAAAAGUGUUCUGCAGCACGUGUCGCAUCAUUUGAAUCUGUUCUUGGAAUGAGUUUUCUCGCUCCUUGAAGUGUUGUUUUGUUACAUCGAAUCGUGGUGAGACUCUAGUAGUUCUACUCAACGCAAAAUAAACACUAAGGUGAAGGAGUUCGAGCAGCGUGCCCAAGCCGCCGAGGUACUGCGACAGGCUCGCCUCAGACACGAGGUCGGAUUGGCCCAGCUCCGGCACGUCCGGAUGGUAAAACCGGAGGCGCACAACACCGCGCUGAAAGCCAAUCUGCAGCAUGAUCUUUCGCAGGUGCAGCAGAUUGCGGAACAGGCCGGGAGCCAAGGUCCCGGCCGCCGAGCACUGGAGGAAUAUGCGGUAAGUAGAGGGAAGAUCAUUUCGACGGCACGGCUGUAUGAAUCAGACGUUUUUGCAGCGCUAAUUGCCGCGUGAAGACAAAGAUGACUUUUGCGGCCGAUGACUUGUAUCAGGUGAGCCUCAGGGAAAAUUAAUAUAUGAACCCACAGGUCCGGCUGACGCGUGGCGCCGAAGGCGUGGCGCAAGACUUGGAAACGUUGAAGAAGCGAAAGAAGGCCAUAAUCGAGAAGGAGAAAGAUCUGGUCCGCAUCGAAAACCAAAUUAUGGCGCAGCCAGAUGGGAACCAGCUGGAGCAGUUGCUUUAUGGCGUUCACCUAGAAAAGGAAAACGCCAUCGCUAGGGUUCCGGAAUAGCGCGGGCUUUCGCCAGGUGUGUUGCAGGCCUGCGUCAUGGCGGUGUUGACGACUUCGCUCGGAUGUUAUCGCCUGUCAAUUGAUUCCUUUCCGCAAAUUCCAACGUUCGUUCGCAGAAUAAACUGGUGUCGCUUGUUGGUCCCACAGUGAAAGCCUGUUGUGAGCACAAAAAGGCCCGCCCCUUGAGUGUGAGACUUUCAUCGAACGAACGUAAUAGAUACGUAGACCAAAACAAGAAAAGAGAAUGUCAACGUAAUCGCAUCGGCGCAACCGGAAUGUCUUCACUGUCACUCACAGCAGUAACGAACCAAAAAAACCAGUGUUCCCUGAGUAGACCCGUCUUCGUUGUCACUCGAGAGGCC
Amoebophrya sp. A120 is the source of this 1865-nucleotide messenger RNA. The record is from the annotation of a GenBank genome assembly. NCBI's taxonomy places the organism in Eukaryota, Dinophyceae, Syndiniales, Amoebophryaceae.